CGUGGAGUGAAUAAAAUGGUUGUAAAGGGACAGCUGGUAUCUGAAAAUGAACAUUUUCCCUUCUGUCUGUUGGAGAUCUAAGCUCCUUUCUUAGCUGGCAGGAAGAUAAUCGUGUGAAACAGGGUGCUUGUGCAGAUUCUGGAUUUCUUCAGUUCUUGUAUCGGAAAAAACCACAACAGAAAAAAUAUUCCAGGAACCAGCAAACAAGUUGUCAAUAUGUCGGACAACUACAACGCCGGAGGCGAUGAGGGAAUUAAUGCUAACCUAGGCAACCAAAGGCCAUUGCGGCGACCGAUGCCUGAAACAGAAGCCAAAUUACGAAAUAGAAAUCAAGGUGAAGAUAAAACAAAAGGACGACCAGUUUUAGGUUCCCAGCAAGUUCCACAGGAAAAUCAGCCAAGUUUGCAACCCAGUUCUUUGGCAUAUCCAAAUCUCAACCAGAAUCAAAAUCCAGUCCACAGCAGCCAAACCUGGGGAUCAGGUCUGUCUGCUGAUGCACCAGUAUUUGUACCUGGACAGGCAUUUGCAUCCUCACUGUCAGCAAAUGCUAAAGAGUUUGUCCCACGCGUGCAGAAUUUUAGUACUCCCGCAGAUAUUCCACAGCCACAGUAUAAUGUUUCCUUGACUCCGGCAGAAAUGGCAGAGUAUGAGGCAGAGUAUGAGGCAGAGGAGAGACUAUAUGAACAGUUCCAGAGGCUGGUUUCUGUGCGACCCCCUCAUCUGAGUAGUGUGUCAGCCACCAGCGACAGCGGGGCGAUUGAAUUAAUCAAAAGUACAAUCCACUAUCUGACAACCAAUCCUGGGCAGAUAGACAUUUACAUGGGUACCGUCGUCUCUCAGCUCCAUCAACACACUCUCAAUGAGGCCACUGUCAAUAAGAUAAUAGAAAGUCUCAUCGAACAGGGAAUCUCUGAGCCUAACUUUCGAUACACAGGAGCAAAAAUGUGUCAGUUUAUGGCAAGAAACUUGAAUCUUCCUAAUCAACCAACCUUCAGGCAGGCAUUUCUAAAAAGGUUUCAACAAGAAUUUCGGAAGAAAGAUGCAUGGAUUAACAACCCCAGUCAGCAUCAGAGGAUAUGUGGUUUAACGUUAUUUUUAGGCGAGCUUUUUCUCAAUAUGGAGGUGGAGGGACCCAAUAAUAUUAUGGUGAAGUUUGGUGCACUGAGGACGGCAUUGAAGGAUUUACUGCUGACACUGCUGACUAAUGUGACAGAUUUGACUAUUAAGACUGCAUGUCAGUUACUCAAGCUGUCCGGUGCAACGAUUCAAGAUACUGAGGCUCUCAACAUGGAUUCGGGAGCAGAUGCCAGCUAUGACAGCGUCUUUCGAAAGCUUCAAGAAGUCUCACAGUCUCCAACCCUGAACCAAACAUCUCGUAUGUUGAUUUCUUCUGUGCUCAGUCUGAGGGAAACCAAUUGGGGAAGGAAAGAGUCAACAAGUUCAGACUCCUCCCAGGAUGCCAGGUCUACUAUGUGGGAUGGCCUUCACUUUGGCUUGAAUGAGCCAGUGUUUUACGAUGAACACGGUCAACCAAUCAGCCGAGAGCAGGCUGGUUUCUUUCUGGAUGAAGGUGAGGAAGAUUUCGCAGACUUUGCUUUCGACUCAGGAGAUGUGGCAUAUCCAGCAUGGGCCAACGAUGACAGCGCCUAUGAUGCUUUUGCAUAUGAAAUGAGCAGUAACAUGUACGGUGCUGAGGGUGAUAUGGAUGAGGAGAUGGAGGCAGCGUAUGAAGAGUUUCUGAGAAGCCAGGGACAUAGCUGACCACUGUCGGAACCCCUCUCACAAUCUAGUCUGCCAGUCUACCAUAGCUGCUCAGCCCACUAGUUAACAUUCUUCAACCUUUAUUGUAUAUUGCAUAGCAUAUUUUUAUCUCAAUGUUUUAACUAAUUCUGAACAUGAGACUAUGUACAUGUAGGCUGGGUAGGUUUGAUUAUUUCUUUUGCGCCAAUAAGCUGUUACAGUAUUUCGUUUGUCUCCGGGAGAUGGUAACCUCACAGAAUGUCAAAAUAUAGAUUCGUUCAUUGAUUUUUCAUUUCAUAUCCAAGAAACUGAAGACAUGAUUUGUUCAUCUUCAUAAACUUAUUUUGGAAAUAAAACUAAAUGUACAGGGACUAGGAUGGGCAAACUGUUACGCACCUCAGGAAGAAUACUUUGUUGUGUGAGCAGAACAGUUGUUAUUACAAAAAUCUUUGUCAGGUAAUUACAAUAAAUUACAACAUUUUUAAGAACAGCACAGUAACUAAUUAGUCUGCAUUGGAUUUUUAACUUCAUGAGAAUUAGAAUGACUACUUUAAUGUCUUCCCAGGAAGCAAAUACUUAAAAUUUUAGUUCAGUCCUCCACAUGAUUUUGAACACACAGCCUCAACGGCUAUAGCGACCAAUUUCACUACUUCACCAGACUAUCAGUUUGCUAAGUUUGGACAACAGUGUUUGUGAAUAUGUGCAGCAUGUAUUCUUACAAGAAGGUUGAGGAAUAAGGAUAUGUACAAAAUGUAAUGUGUGAUGUAACCAUAGGGGGAAAACCAUUCAUCUGUCAUCAUGGUAGACUUGGCGUCAUAUAUGCGACGGUUGAUGGAAUGAUGUCGCACAUAGCAAAUGAUAUUGCUGAUCUCAGUGUAGGUGUCAAUGUUUAGAUGCUUCAGAAUUAAUACAUAUUGUUUAUUUGUUUCAGUGUGCAUCUCCCCAGUUACAUGCAGAAGUUGUACUAUAGUUAAGUUUAUACAUACGCAAAUAAGGGAAAAAAGAGUAGUUUAAUACCAUAUCUCACAUAUUAUUUGAGAGUAGCAGCUAACAGUCCCUGAUGUCUUGAUCUUAAAUGUGCUCUUCUCUUCACUUGUAACCAUGGUAUUGUAGCAAAAACAAAUUUAGAACUUUAUCUUUGGUAUUUUCUAAAUGCUUUGGUAAUGGCUUUUCAUAUGUAUUUGGUAAAGGUGAAAUAUUCAUGUUUUAUGUUAGUCGGUGUUGUUUUUCAUCCUGAUCUUGAAGCUGUCUUGUUUUUUUUUCCUCUCUCUCCAUGGAUGACAUUUAUUAGCAUCUCUUGGUGGUUAUCAUCGUAAUACAGGUUAAAGGUAAAACUACAGAUCUAUGAAAAAACUUUAAUAUUGCCACCUUCAUGAAUUUCAGUGUCCAUGAGUAAGCGCAAUAAUGCAAUAACUCAGAAGUAAUAAUAUUACCAAUAUUGAAUCAAGUGCCCUGGAUAUUUGAUCUGUCUAGCAUCUAUUGCCUGGCAGCAGGACCUUGACGUGAUUUUGUUCACAGCAAACGUUCCUUUCCGAGCUCAAUACAUCACAUUAAAGACAGUGUGAUAUUACAAUAGAAACAGAUACAUUGUAACAGUGCAGAUGUUAUGCUACAGUCCAUUCCUGACGUAACAAUGGUUCGAAGUUCUGCUUCACACAGGCACCAUCUCACGGGAUUAAAAACGAUGCUGCCUUCCCUUUGUGAGAAACCUUGAUCAGAGAUUGUUUUCCAGUAUAUUUGUGCUACCCAGUACCUGUGUCUCUGGAUACCUCCAGGUGCAGUCAUCAACUUUAUAUGUAACAGUUAUUCAGGGAAUGAUAGGGGACUAUAUCUUACUGAAGUCACACAUAGGCGUAAAAGCCUAUACUAAUUGUCACCAAUUACAUUAUGCAUAUUAAAACAUUAAUCUGAUUUGCACUGAAUUUUAACCUUUCCAACCCCAAAAAUGUCCUCAGAUGAGUUGGAAGCAGGCGUUGCGUCAUAAAUAGUUAGUGACAAGUCAGAAUAACUUGCUGCUACUUGAUUUUAUCGUAGCGAGUUUACGUGGAAGACCCAUCAAAGGGCAACAUUUACAAACAUUGGGUAGGGGCGUUCCAUGCUGACAAGGGAAUUUCUUUUAUUGUAUUUAACAGCUUAGAGUUUUAACCUGUCUACUUAGUUGAAUACAAUAUAAAGUAUGUACAUUUGUUACACUGAGUUUUAAUAUCUUACCAAUGUACCUCAGCUGCUAUAUUGAAUAUAUAUAUAUAUACAUACAAGCACCAGGAAAUUUGACGGACAUGUCUGGACUGUGCAUUUUCAGGCCUUUUGUAAAUAUAUCACUAACAGGGCUCUAAAGCAAAAGAAAAAAUUUUGAAAAUUCAUUACUGAUAGGGAAACAAGUGUAGGGGCAAAACAGUGAACUAAUGCUUUCAUUUGUCUUUCCAUUUUUGAAAGUGGCAAUUUCAAAUGUUGCUACAAAGGCAACAAAUCCUCAUGGUAUGUAGGUGUACAUAUUUCAUCACAACUGACUGUAUACCCUUAUUCCUCAACUUUCAUUUCAGUUGUCAUAUUGUAUACUGUGAAUUAUGUUUAAUAGGACAUUUAUCUUCUCUAGCCUACUUUGGUACGUUCCAUAUUUCUCCACGGUGCUGAUAUUGUCUCACCCAGAAAUUCCAUAUCAUGGCCUCAUUUUAAUGAUUCCCUUGUACAAAUUGAAUUUUUGUGUUCAUUUUUUGAAGAACAAAGAUAUCAAAAGAAAAGAAAUCAAAGAAGGGUGAGAAAUCAACAAUGUGGUGCUGUGAGUGGGGGAGUUUUUCAGGUACACCGUACUUCCAACAGUGCCCAAGACAACAGUGACUCUUCUGGGUGCAUUUAUAAACAUUAUAAAGACUAGAAUUGUGGAAUAACUGUUGAAUUGUGGAAUACUGUCAACACUUGUAUGUAGAUACUGUUUAAUGCUGGCUUAAGAAAUCUAUUGCAUUACCAACUACAGCAUAUGAAAACAUUGGCAUUACCAGCCUGGAAUCGCUAUUCAGGUGAAGCUGGAGUUAUCCUCACAUGACUGGCACAGAUAGCUAGGCUGGUUGUGCCAGUGUUCCUGCAUGAGGAGUGCUUGGUAAUUGUUUUAUGUUUUGUCCAGUCCUGUACAGAAAGUUUGCAUUUUCCUCAUUGUCUGUGGUGUUGUACACAACUUCAUUUCCCAGUGCUCAUAAUUUUACAUAAAUGCUCUGAAAUGGUUAUAUGCUUUUGUGCUGCGCAAAUAUUAUUAAAUUUUCAUUAUGACAGAAACUAAGAGGUGAACCUGCACAGACCAGUAUUUGGAAAAACAAUGCUGCCAGUUUUAGGCUAUUGUAUGUUACUUAAAUAAAGUUUCUCA
Molecule: messenger RNA, 5098 nt
Organism: Liolophura sinensis
Lineage: Eukaryota; Metazoa; Mollusca; Polyplacophora; Chitonida; Chitonidae
Product: polyadenylate-binding protein-interacting protein 1-like
Exons: 10
Coding region: 217-1761 (514 amino acids)
Biological process (GO): regulation of translational initiation
Molecular function (GO): RNA binding; protein binding; translation activator activity
Source: RefSeq, a predicted model, not a curated record